AUGGACACCUUCGGCUGGUCCGGCCCCGGCCUGCACGACGACGCCUACCUGCCGCGCCCUGCGAGCCAGCUCAGCUGCGGCCGGUUCGACCUGGACGACGCCUUCCUCGGCCAGCUCCAGUGCGACUUCGGCGGAGGAGGCCAGGUGAGCUCGAGCUACGGUGCUGCCGUCGGAGGCGCAGCGGGGGACUCGACUAAUAACGGCCCGCUGGGCUUCUUUGGCUCGGGGGUCGACGUGUUCUCGUCCGUCGUCGACGGUGCCAGCGCGCACGACGGCCUGCUCGACUCGGCGUUCGCCUUCUCCAGCGUGCUCCCGUGCGGCGGGGAGGGUGACCCCGGGGCCGUCUCCAACGGCGCCAUGUUCUCCGGCUACAGCGGCACCACCGUCUGUAACAUCUCCUCCGGGGAGUCCAACAACUACAGCGGCGGCGGCGGCGGCCACGACGUAACCGAGGUCGCGUCGCCGACGUCCACCAUAUCGCCCACCACGACGUCGCACCCCACGAUUACGUCGGCACAGCAAGUGCUCCACGUGAGCCGGAAGCUACCCGCGGACGACUGCCCCGCGGCAGCAACGGUACACGCCGGCACAAAGCGGAAGGCCCCCACCACGACAGCGACGAGCAUCACGUUCGGCCAGGACACCAACGCCGGAGCGGCCGGCGGGUACAAGCCGGACAUGGAGGCGAUGGCGCAGGUGAAGGAGAUGAUCUACCGCGCGGCGGCCAUGAGGCCAGUGAACCUAGUCACGGAGCCCCCCGCGCAGGGCAGCAGCAAGCCACGGCGCAAGAACGUGCGCAUCUCGAGCGACCCGCAGACGGUGGCGGCCCGUCUCCGGCGGGAGCGCGUGAGCGACCGCCUCCGCGUGCUGCAGAAGCUCGUCCCGGGCGGGAGCAAGAUGGACACGGCGUCCAUGCUGGACGAGGCCGCCAGCUACCUCAAGUUCCUCAAGUCCCAGGUGCAGGCGCUGGAAACCCUAGGAACCACCAGCAGCAGCACCGGCGCCAGCGCCGCCGCGGCCGCCAGCACGGGCAGGUUACAGUUACACUCACAGCAGCAUUAUUACAGCAACAACCCUGGGUUUCUCGGAUUUGCGAGAAAUAACAACAACAUUUCUUCCGUCUUCAGAAAUCCCAAUGGAAAUUCUGCCAGACUGUUGUAG
This is a messenger RNA of Triticum turgidum subsp. durum (durum wheat), 1161 nucleotides long. NCBI's taxonomy places the organism in Eukaryota, Viridiplantae, Streptophyta, Magnoliopsida, Poales, Poaceae. The record is from the annotation of a GenBank genome assembly.